Cucurbitaria berberidis CBS 394.84 is the source of this 462-nucleotide messenger RNA. Its product is annotated as Thioesterase/thiol ester dehydrase-isomerase. The record is from RefSeq and is a predicted model, not a curated record. Gene Ontology annotation, cellular component: mitochondrion. Gene Ontology annotation, molecular function: fatty acyl-CoA hydrolase activity. Bases 1 to 462 code for a protein of 153 amino acids. NCBI's taxonomy places the organism in Eukaryota, Fungi, Ascomycota, Dothideomycetes, Pleosporales, Cucurbitariaceae. The transcript has 3 exons.
AUGGCUUUGGAGGCAUUGAAAGCCCGUCGUCGCAGCGACUACCCGUUCCAGCUCGAGUACAGGACGAGAUGGAGUGACAACGACAUGUACCACCACCUAAACAACAGUGUCUAUUACUACCUCUUUGACUCCGUGGUCAACACGUUCCUCAUCCAGCACUGCUCGCUCCACCCACCCACCUCGUCGACAAUUGGCCUUGUCGUACACUCGCACUGUGACUACCUUGGGCCCAUCGAGUUCCCGGCACUUGUAGACCUCGCCCUGCGCGUCAACAAGCUGGGCAAGAGCUCCGUCACCUACGAGAUUGGCGUCUUCGAGCGAGGCCAAGACGAUGUCAAGGCAGUUGGAGAGUUCAUCCAUGUCUUUGUUGACCGCGAGACUCGGCGACCUCACGAAGCCGGCAUGGGCGAGCAGCUGAAGAGGGGAUUAGAAGAGCUUCUGCCGCACAAGGCGAGGUUAUGA